CACAUGGAAGGACUCAAUGUUCUGGUAACCGGAUCCACAUGUGGCCUGGGACUUCACACUGCCAAAAUACUCUUCAAAAAGGGAGCUAAUGUGAUAUUGACGUGCAGGGAUGAGAUUCGCGGUCGUCAUGCUGUUGAGAGUCUGCUGAGCGGUGUAUCACAGGAACAAUCUCAAAAAGAGGCAGAACGGAUCCAUCUUUUCACGCUGGACGUGACAAACUACAACUCAAUCUGCAAUUUUACCGAUGAAAUUUCAAGAAUGUUCAAGUAUUUGCAUGUGAUAAUUAACAAUGCAGGAAUUAUGGGAAUGCCCUUUGAGCUCUCAGUGGAUGGAAUCGAAAUGCAUUUUGCAACAAAUGUGUUUGGGCAUUAUGUUGUCGUUGAACGUCUUCUCCCACUUCUUCUGAAAACUGAUCGACCUGAUUUCAAAUCACGCGUCAUUGUAGUUUCAAGUGGUCUUUAUCGAAAUGCAGAAGCAAUUCCACAAGUUUCGAAAUUAUUGGGUCAAAAGACGUAUGAUUACAGUCCAAAACAGGCGUAUGCUUUCAGUAAACUUGCCAAUUGCCUGUAUACCGGCGCACUUUCAAAAAUGCUUGAACCACACAACGUCGGUGUCUAUUGUGUUCGUCCGGGUUUUGUGAAUGGAACCGAGUUGGGCCGGGAAACUCAUUGGAUUCUUCGUGCUCUCGCUGCACCAAUUAUUUGGUUCAUUGCAAAAACGCUGGAACAGGGCUGCGAAACAAUUGUAUAUCUGGCAGAGACAUCGGGAAAUCAGCUGAAAAAUGGUUCGAUGUACUAUGAGAGGAAAGAAGAAGCAUAUAAUGAGAUGGUUGAAGUGACGUCGAUCCGCCAAGUUUGGGCAAUUCUUCGACACCUAGAAGACACAGUUUGGAAACGGAAUACUCAAAUGACUGAUGAACAGAGAAAUCAUGGAGAAAUGGUUAGAGAACUGCUCAAUGAAUCAUUAAUUGUUUAAAUAUUGCUGAAAAAUAUUUUCAUUUUUUCUUUGUUGUAUAUAUUAAAUUGUUCCGGUUUUUGACAACCACCCAUUCCCCGUUCACUUCAAGCCCAUAUUUCAUUUUCUUCACGUGACAUAAGUUGUAAUUAUUGAAUCCCGCACACAGAUAUGCAAUUCUGCGAAAAUUGAAUCCCUACGUGUCUUUUAGAUUGUUUGUUCUUUCAAUAUUAUAAUUGAAUUUGAGAAAAUGUAAACUGCUUUCAAAAC
Molecule: messenger RNA, 1224 nt
Organism: Caenorhabditis elegans
Lineage: Eukaryota; Metazoa; Nematoda; Chromadorea; Rhabditida; Rhabditidae
Gene: dhs-1
Product: Retinol dehydrogenase 12-like
Exons: 8
Coding region: 4-975 (323 amino acids)
Source: RefSeq, marked reviewed